GAGUGAACGUAUAUACCGUGUUUAGAAUGUGAUUGGGACCUUUCUGGUAUGUGGUACGCUUCCGCUGUUGUCCCAUUACCCCGCAUAUGGCACGAUUCCCUGCGGUGGACCGUGGAACGCGGUUCAGCUCUCACGGGAGUCUAUAUACUUCCUACGUUGCCCCGAGGCUGAUAUAUAUAGGCUGUGGAUAGCAAAAGAAUCUCUCUUUCCUAUCGUCGCCGGCCGGCUAAAGGCAUAAACCAACAUCCGCAUUCGACGACAACCGCAUUCAUCGUUCCUCCGUCCCUUUGUCUCGUUUUAGCUAUCGAACAACAGAGUAGCCCCUGAUUUCCACCAUGGUUACCUCCAUUCCCCGAGUGAGAUCGUCUACCCGACGCGUAUCGAUCGACUAUACCAGAUAUCCCCAUGCGUACCGUUAUGCGUCAUGGUGCGCGGCUGGAUACAGUCCAACCUGCACCGACCGCCGUCCAGGGGAAUCAAGCAGGUCCUCCAACUCCAAAUCGACCACAUAUCAGGGCCAUCCGACCUACCCCGCAUCAAGUACUCCUCGGCUUCGACGAUGCGAGACCCGGUCCUUCCAUGGUUGGGGCGGAAGACGAUGGCCGCCGGAAGACCAUGACGCGCGAUAUGAAAGGCUGCGGGAGGAGAUGAGUCGGCGGCGGAAGCACAUGAUGAAGGAACACAGUGACGCUAUCGAGCAGUUGAAGAAGAGGAUCCAGGAAGAUCCGUAUGAUGCUCUGUUCGGAUGGAGUAAUCGUGUGCGGAGAGGCGAGAACAGACAGCCGAAUUCCAAAGAGAAGGACCAGGCGCAGGCGGCUGCGGAGUUGAGGGAUGGGUCGGAUAUGGUUGGGGAGCAGAAGGUGGAGGUGAUUAUUGAGCCGGGGACGAUCGAGUUGAGAAGUGCGGAGUUUGAAUAUGACCCGAUCUCGAACCGGAUGGUAGCGAAGGAGGCGCAGAAUCUCCAGAUGGAGGUUGAUGAGCCGGUAUCGGAAGCAAAGAGUAUCGGAACCGAGCUACCACCGGAAACCAUCGACGUCGAUGCUACUACGUCGAAACCGGUAUUGCUAAAGGAUGAGCCGCUAGCUGAAGAAGAGCUUGCGUCAAGACCGAUCGAAGGGAUAGUGGCGCCAAUCUCCCCAGAAGAGAUAAAGGCUCCAGAGAAACCCGAACCCCGACUUAACAUGCCCGAGGACGAUCUUGACUUUCUCCAAUCCAGCGAUGUCCGUGCAUCCAUGAGCUUGGCUAGCGAAGCCAACUACCGCAGCGAUGCGGAGAGGGAACAAGAACGCCUCGAGCUAAAGGAUGACUAUAGAGAGUUGCAACAGACUACCACGAACGAAGAGGUUACUCGCCCGACCCUUCCCAGUGCUCCGACUGCCACCACCAUUCCGCAGCCAUUGGAGACCUCGCUCGACCGCGUGAACACCGACGCCGUAUCUACCCAGCGCAUCAAACGCUUAGAUCGAAUCUUGAAGCAUUUGGACAUCAUGACCUCCGACAUGUUCAGGCAGCAGAAGCACAUCGAUUCCAUGCAGCGUGCCAUGGAUGGUGAUCGGCCGCAAGUGACCCUCGAACAGAUUGGCCUUGGAGAGCGGGGUUCGGCUGAGAAGGCGGAAGUCUCUGAAGCGGGAAAGAGAAAAUCGCACAGGGCGGCACUGUUGAAUACAUCACUCGAGGAGGAAGUCGACCACGUCAAGGCUGCGAUGGCAAAGCUUGAGCAGCGAGCGGAACUCUCUGUAAACGAGCCGUCGCAGACACCAGAGGUCGAUACUCUAGAUCCUAACGUAGUAACUCAACAGAAAUCCGUGGUCACCGAAGAUGGUAUGCUCGAGAACCAGAUACGGACCAUAUAUGAGGGCGAAUAUGGACUCAUCGCGUCCGACGAGCCACAGAAGUUGGCGGCCUCGGAAUCUGCACCAUUCGAGCUUGACCACGAGACGAAAGGGACCCUUCAAGACCUCGUCGGGCGAGCUUCGCAAAUCGAAGCAAGGCUUGACGCCCUAUUCAACGCCGUUAAACUGGUCCCAAUCAGUCAGGACUCCGAAGCCGAAACAACUUCUAGCCUUGACGCCCUUGCUCAGAGAGUCUCAGCCGUGGAUUCAAGGCUCGGCAGCAUCAUCUCCGCCAUUGACCAACUGACUGCGGAGGCUGAGCACGACCAGAGCCUUGAUGGCCUCGUUCAGAGAGUUUCAGCGGUAGACUCACGGAUUGAUGGCAUCAUCUCUGCUAUUGACCAGUUGACGGCGGAGUCUGAGCACGAGAAGAGCCUUGAUGGCAUCGUUCAUAGAGUUUCAGCAGUAGACUCACGGCUCGAUGGCAUCAUCUCUGCUAUUGACCAACUUCCAGCGAAGGUUGAGCAAGGAAAGGCCCCGAUCUCCACCAGCCCCGACCCUCACACGAAAGCAGCCCUCGACGACAUCACCGAGCGGCUCUUUCAACUCACCACCAAAAUCGACACCGUCUCCUCAUCCAUCACCCAUCUCCAAUCAAUCAACCACGACGCCAACAGCGACACCAACCAGCUCGCCACCCAAACCGAAGCCACCCUUCAACAUCUCAACGCCCUCAUCAACGAUCUCGACACCCGCUUCGCCACCCUCGCCGCCACCAUCUCGGAGCGUCCCUCCCAGCAAAACUCGGAUCCAUCCGCUGCACCGACCACUGCCACUGAGACCGCGGCCCGCCUCCAGGACUUCGUCACCCAACUCGAAGCCAUGGACAUCAACUUCCGGAAAUUCCGCUGGCAUGACCUUUCGCGCUUCGUUGAGAUCCGCGAGCAGUUGAUCGCGCUGAACUCGGUGGUGAACCCGGAGUCGAAAGGGGAGAGGGGGGGUCAAGGGGACAGGGGUAGGCCGUUUCGGUUGGAGGGAGGGUGGAGAAUUAAGGUGUUGUUAGCGUUGAUGGGGGCGGCGACGGUGGGGAAUUUGGUGGUGACGAAGAGGGGGUUGGAGGGGCAGUGGAGGGGGUUGGAAGCGGAGAGGAGGUUGGCGGGGUUGGAGGAGAUGGUUAUGGGGAAUGGGAGGGGGGCGGAGUUGGAGUUGGUACCGGUGAGACCGUCGGGGAAGGAUAUUGUGCGGACUGGGCAGCAGGCUGAGAGUUCGGGGGGUUCGUGGUUUUGGUCGAGAUGACGUAGGAUGAUUGGUUGCGGAUCGAUGGGUUUUUAUAGUGGUAGUAGUCCUUGAUUUUGGUCGUUCGGGGGUUUUGUAUUUGGUAUGCGAUAUCUCCGCUACAGGAAUCAUCUUCUCGAUAUCCUUCAAAUAGCCACUCUUCUCACGUAUUCGAUAGCCACUCCACAAUGCAUAGAACAACGCUCCUCCGCACGGAACC
Molecule: messenger RNA, 3327 nt
Organism: Eremomyces bilateralis CBS 781.70
Lineage: Eukaryota; Fungi; Ascomycota; Dothideomycetes; Eremomycetales; Eremomycetaceae
Exons: 1
Coding region: 336-3128 (930 amino acids)
Source: RefSeq, a predicted model, not a curated record